CAUCUUGUGCGAGUCUCUCAGGAUUUCUCCAAUUUUUCAGUCUUUACACGUGAUUUUAACUGUAAUGCUGGUGUGAAUUGAUUAAAAUUAAAUUCCGACAACUCAUGAGAAAUCAGGGGGAAACCUUGAUUUGGAUAAAUGGAGCAUUAUGAGGAUGAUGAAGACACCCACUACUGCAUAAAAUGUCACGUUACAGUGACGGGUCUUGACAAUUACGUUCGACACCGUCAGUCAGGCUGUCGCCCGUCAGAGCCGAAGAAUGAAGUCAUGUAUCCAGAACUCUUGAAUGCCGACACGUUCUUCAAUUCCCUGGAACUUCGGAGUAGUGUCAAGCCAAAAGCUAGUAGUGAGGCACUCGAUGACCGAAACAAAAAGUCCAGAGGCGAUGACAAGCGCAGGAAGCGAAGGCGAUGUCAGGAGAUUGAGGAGUCGACGUCCAAGGAAAAAUUGAUGACUUUGUCACCAGGUGUGACGGACUUGGACGAUCCGACUGAUCACAUUGGGAUUCCCUCGCUGGUGGGAUUUCCGGACAUCGUGACAUUCGGUGAUAAAUCAUCGACGGUGGCACCAAAUAAAAUCACGGCCAAGAUUCCUGACAAGAAGCGAAACGACGACCACCGGGUCUGGUUGAAUGACAGCAUUCUCGAGGACUUGGAUGGCAAUAAAGAGGUGGGAUCACCCAGGGAACCGCUUGAUAGUGAUGCAGAUUACGAUUACAGGCGUGGACAGGAGUCGGAGGCGGAGAGUGAUGAUGAUGAUUCUUAUUCGGAGUCUGAGGAAGAAGGGGAGUACGAGUCGCAGGCUCAUACGGGAGGCAAAUGGAAGCCCGACCAGUUGCUCCAGGAGAUAUCAACCCAGAAUGACGAUGAAGUUGAGCAGGAGGAUUAUCGGCAGGACAGCCCACCCUCCCACACUGGGGGUAAAUGGAAGCCAACGGAUCAGAAAACCGAGGAUGGUCAGGUGAAUGUAGAUGAGGAGGAGGACGAGGACGAUGAAAAUGACGACGAUGAGGAGAAGGACACAAGACAACCGCCACCAGGUCACACCCGUGGCAAAUGGAUUCCAGGGGUAUCUGUAGUCAGUGGAGCCACCACUGACUCCAGCUACUGGUGCACUCCCUGCAGCAGACGCCUCGCCUCAAAACUUCUCUACAACAGACAUCUGCGAUCUGAUCUCCACGCGAGAAGAAGUAUCCAGGAAAUCGAGGGAGAUAUCAAGCUACCGAGAACCGUUGGUCCACUGCUGAGGCGAAAGACCCUGAGCAAACGGCAACAGGCACUCGCACUUAAAUCUUUGGACAAGAAGAAGGCAUUGACCGAUGAACAACAAAAGGCUAGGAGACAGCGAGAAAAAUUAGUGCUGCGAUGCGAGAUGUGUCAUGCCCGUGUACGUCGAGUUCAACUCGGUAAACACCUGCUCUCUCACUACCACUGCCGUGUCGCUGGAUUAAAUCCCUCAAGUUCCAUUGCACGUCGCUUUAUUCUGGAAAACAUGGGCGAUGUGGUACGCCAAUGUCCAUUCCAGUGCACUAGCUGUCGGUUUUAUUGUAACACUGAGGAUACCUUCCUGUUGCAUUGGCGAUCUGAGGUGCAUACCUCUAGAGAUAACGACUCAAACAGCAAUCUGACGUGUGUCAGCUGUGACUUCUGGUGUGACACCAAUCAAGCCAUGGAGGUGCAUCUCCUCAGCCUAGAGCAUCGAGAAGCUGUCGCUAUGAUCAAUGGUUCAGUACCUGUUGUCAUUCGAAGACAGCUAAUUCUAACUUGUAAUACGUGCAAUCGUCACUUUCGAUACAAUUUUCAACUUCGAAUGCACUCGAAGAACACUGGACAUCCUCUGAGUGCAACCGCCACUGAUGACUAUCAACAGAGAAUAGCUUGCAAACACUGCUCCCAAGUUUUUAGGUCUCUAGUAGCCCUUCAGCGACAUCAACUGACCAGUCACACGUCCAAGGAUGGGGUAGAACUGCCGACGCCUUAUUUCUGUUCCUUCUGCUCGAUCAACUUCGAGACUGCUCGAGACGCUGUGUUACAUAGAAGAACCACUAGUCACAAGCAGACUGUCAAGGGGCACAAGUUCCAGGGAGUUGAGACGUUACAAAGGGAUUGCGGUCACUGUGGGGAGAAGCUCCAGGAUUUGGAGGCACUCAAACUACAUUUGAUUCAAUCCCAUCACGAUCUUUGUCACAGAUGCUCGCAGUGCGGUUCAGUUUUUCCGCUGUCCCAAGACCUCGCAAAGCACACGAAAAAACAAGAAUGCAAAAAAAUAUUGGAUCAGAAAUCGAAUGCAAAGAGUCAAAAAUUUUCGUGCACAACCUGUUGUGUGUUCGGCACAGACUCACAGUCCGAAUUGAUCUUCCAUCAGAUGCUCCAUACAGGGAGUGUGCAACGGGAUCCUGAAGAGCCGGGCUCCAGCAAAGCACCGGCCAAGUAUCGCUGUCCUCUCUGUGAUAGAGUACUACCGAGAGAAUCCAUGAGGAGCCACAUCAGGAUGCACACGGGAGAGAGGCCAUUUGCCUGCGCUAAAUGUCACAAGUGCUUCUCCAGAAGAUCUAGUCUUCGUGUUCAUGGGAAAGGAUGCGAAGCGAGACUUCGCGAUCGAGAGCAGAAGGUCAAGGUUCGGAAGAGGAAUUAUAUCUGUGCAGAGUGCACCGAAGCCUUCUACACAAAACACACACUUCGACAACACAUGCUGCGUCAUGCCGGCAAGAGCUACAAGUGCGGAGUUCCGGGCUGUCCAACUGUUCUCAGAACUGAGAAUGAGCUGAAGAACCAUCGCCGUCUCAUCCACGAGACGGGCCCAAACGAGCGCAAAUAUCCAUGUGACGAUUGCAAUUACGCAGCUAAAACGAGAACGGCACUACGUCGUCAUCAAGAGAAACACAAAACCUCAACGAACCCGGCCCAUUUAACAUGUCCAUAUAAAGACUGCCCAUUCGCGACUCAACUCUCGUCACAUCUGAAGCGCCACAUUCGCGUCCACACCGGCAAAAAGCCAUACAAGUGUCGCCACUGUCCAUAUGCAAGCAACAAUCUGGAGAAUCUGCGAAAACACGUAUUAUCGACGAGUCGACAUCCAGGAAAGAUGAUAUACGAGUGUGACUCUUGCAUCAAGAGUGGAAGCACCUUUACCACCAAUUUCAGCAGAGAACUUCGAGCUCAUUUGGUAGAGGUACAUCCUCAAACCUAUCCCACUGUGAAUCAUGCCAAUAAUUACGUCUCAUCAAUAUUUAAUGCGGACAAUCAAGACCCGUGAUCAUAAUCCUAUUUUCAAGACAUUUUUUUUAUUCUGACGACAGCCUAUUGUGGCUGAAUUAUAAUUGGCUAUUGAUCAAUUAUAAUUACAUUUUUGUUUCGAUUAUGGACAGAGGCACAACA
Fopius arisanus is the source of this 3377-nucleotide messenger RNA. Its product is annotated as zinc finger protein 91. The transcript is spliced from 9 exons. Gene Ontology annotation, biological process: regulation of transcription by RNA polymerase II. NCBI's taxonomy places the organism in Eukaryota, Metazoa, Arthropoda, Insecta, Hymenoptera, Braconidae. The record is from RefSeq and is a predicted model, not a curated record. Gene Ontology annotation, cellular component: chromosome. Gene Ontology annotation, molecular function: DNA-binding transcription factor activity; zinc ion binding; RNA polymerase II cis-regulatory region sequence-specific DNA binding. The coding region runs from base 139 to 3255 and encodes 1038 amino acids.